AAUAACAAUCGCCAAGAAGACAACGCGAGUUUUGCCUGCAAGAAGAAGCCAAGAACGCGCGAAUCUCUCUUCAAGCAAUGAGUGCAGGAAUGGCCAUCACUUCUUCGUGGAUUUCAGGAACGAUUCUCGUCCAUUCAUCCGCAUCGCCAUUGACGAUACUAUCUCCUUGCUCAUGUUCUUCUUCGGGCCCCCGCGUGAUUUGUCGAUCACAAGUAGGACCACCUACUGGACUCAAGCUAAUACUGCACGAUGCACUCGACUCAUCAGGAUUCGAUACAACGCAUGUCAGGGCAGCAAGAGAGGGCUUCUGUGGGCAGAUUCGAGAUUUCUCGAGUAUCGAAAGGGAAACGAGCAUUGUAAUUAAUAGAGGAGUAGACCUAGGGAAAACAGCUCUUUAUAUUGCUGCAGAAGAUGAUUCCCUAAUUUCACAUUCUUCUGUCCCACUUCCUGUGGAAGCAUUCAUUGAUAGAUUGGAUGAUCAUUCUAUGCAAUUCUGUUCUCAUUAUAGCUCUAAUUUCAGAUCUUCUUCACCUGAAGAAUUUUUUAAGUAUCUGGAGAUAUACUUGUACAUAGACAAGGGUUUUAGGAGGAGUAGUUCGAGAAAUCCAUUGGAGCAACGUGCACUUUAUCUUCCUUCGGUGUUGACUCACAGAGUAGGUUCUUCAGUGAUGUUGUCCCUUGUGUACUCAGAGAUUCUGAAAACGCUUCGAUUAUGGGGAAUGUUGACUUUUGAUGUUGAGAUCUUCUUUCCUCAUGAUUCUCAAGGUUUGCCAAAGGGUUAUCUUAAGAAGAAAAGCUUGGAAUCUCAUCAACCUCAUAUUUUGACUUCAGAGGCUUUAUUAAUAAGGACGCUGAGGGAUCUUAAGAAUGCUUUCUGGCCAUUUCAAUUCGAUAGCAGCAAUAGAAGUUUGUUUUUACGAGCUGCAGAUGCUGCUGAUAACUCUCGAGAACAUGAAGAUAGUGCCUUUAGGUUGGCAUCUGCAAAGGCUGCACAGCAUAGGCUAGACCGUGGCGUUUGGACUAGUGUACGUUUAGGAGAUAUGAAACGUGCUCUAUCCGCAUGCGAACAUCUUAUCUUGAUGAACGUUGAUAUGAAGGAAAUAAGAGAUUAUGGCGCUCUACUUUAUCACUGUGGGUUUUACGAGGAAUCCAUGGAAUAUCUCAAACAUUAUUCCAAUUCAAAGUUUGUUAGAUCAUCUGAUUCAAUCAGCAUCGAGGAAGAUGAAGCUGUUGAGAAAUUAAUAGCCCGAUUGAACCUUGUGGCUAUGGAGGUUGGUUGGACGAGGUCCUCAUCUGUCAAACACUUCCUCACUAGAAACUCCGAACCCUGGUGACGGAGUUUGCAUUUUAAUAGUGAUGCUCUUGGACCUCCAACUGGCCGGAAUCUCUUGCCGGAAAUAGGUGGUCUCCGGCGAGGAUCAACUGCCUAGCUUUUAUACAUGCAUGAAGUGAGCUAUUUUUUCUUUUACAUAUUUAUCCUAACUGUCGUCAGCUGCGAAUACUUUGAAAAUGAAAUCCCUGAACCGUUUUGCAUAUUGUUUGGGAUCGACGGCUGAGAUUGAAGUGGCGUCGUAUUGAAAUGAUUUGUAGGCAUGCUCCAACUUCUUACUUAUGUCGUAAUCCUGAAGAAUGUCUAUUAUGCCAAAGAACAUUAUCACUUCGUAGUAGUCUCCUGUUGGUUCGCCUAUUAGUUGGAGCUCGUUACCGCUUUUUCUUACCAUUUGUUCAGCACGGGCUGACAUGUUAAUGCCUAAGGUGAACGUUGACAAACUGCACCCAUAAUAUUUGCUGUCAGACAUCAAUAAACUUAAAGACCUUGUUCGAAACUCGGGUUAUUUGAAUUUAAUCUCGAAAAUUCAC
Impatiens glandulifera is the source of this 1860-nucleotide messenger RNA. RefSeq lists its product as uncharacterized. Bases 78 to 1334 code for a protein of 418 amino acids. Lineage: Eukaryota; Viridiplantae; Streptophyta; Magnoliopsida; Ericales; Balsaminaceae. The transcript has 8 exons. The record is from RefSeq and is a predicted model, not a curated record.